GUCUGUGCUUUUCUUUCAUUAUUCGCAAUCAUUCAUACGCAUUUUCUCCUUAUUUCCAGUCGGUUUCAUUCAGUCAUUCAGAUACCUCGGUCGGAGUUCGAAGUGUUUGUUGGUUACUGGUUUCGUGUUGAUAAGAAUAUUGUUAAUUUGUUUGUUGUUAGUGUUGAAUUGUUAUAUCCCAACAUUGGUAUCCAACCAGACUACACUACUGCGCAUUAUCAAGUAUUUUUUACCGGCCAACUCAACAACUAACGGAAUUCGAUUUGUUCCUUCCAUCCCAUCCGGUAACACCUGGGGAAAGUUGGUUACGUGGUCACACAGACGGUUUCGCGUUAACUAUGGCUGGUCCCAAUCCAUUCCAAAGCUUGCAGAAGGAACUCAACGUAAAUGGCGAGACGUUCCAUUACUUUGAUAUAGCAUCUUUCGAGGAGUUCAAGGAACUCCCGUACAGUAUUCGCGUGCUGCUCGAAUCCGCGGUUCGCAAUUGCGACAAUUUUCAGGUCCAGGAGAAGGAUGUCCGUGGUAUUCUGAGCUGGAAGGCGACCAAGAGUGUAAAGACGGAUGCUGAGCUGGAAAUUCCUUUCAAGCCGGCUCGUGUCAUUCUGCAGGAUUUCACGGGUGUUCCCGCCGUGGUUGAUUUUGCUGCUAUGCGUGAUGCCGUUCUAAAGCUGGGCGGUGAUCCGGAUAAAAUUAAUCCCAUAUGCCCGUCGGAUCUGGUGAUUGAUCACUCCGUACAGGUUGAUUUCGCCCGGGCACCAGAUGCGCUGGCCAAAAAUCAAGAUUUGGAAUUCGAGCGGAAUAAGGAACGUUUCACGUUCCUCAAAUGGGGAGCCAAAGCAUUCAACAAUAUGCUGAUAAUUCCUCCCGGGUCUGGAAUCGUCCAUCAAGUAAAUUUGGAGUAUUUGGCGCGUGUGGUAUUCCAGGAUGAUACUAAAUCGAAGGACGGAGUUAAGAUGCUGUACCCGGAUAGUGUCGUCGGAACGGACUCGCAUACGACAAUGAUAAACGGAUUGGGUGUUGUCGGUUGGGGUGUUGGAGGUAUUGAAGCAGAGGCAGUCAUGUUGGGUCAGGCAAUUUCGAUGUUACUACCGGAAGUGAUCGGUUACAAAUUGGAUGGAAAGUUGAACCCACUGGUCACUUCAACAGAUCUGGUACUGACCAUUACGAAACAUCUACGACAGAUCGGUGUCGUUGGAAAGUUUGUUGAAUUCUUCGGACCUGGUGUCAGCGAAUUGUCCAUUGCUGAUCGUGCCACGAUCAGUAACAUGUGCCCAGAGUAUGGCGCAACCGUUGGAUAUUUCCCGAUAGAUCAAAAUGCUUUGGACUAUUUGAAGCAAACCAAUCGUGCGGAUGACAAAAUUCAGAUCAUUGAAGCCUACCUGAAGGCAACUAAUCAGUUGCGCAAUUUUAGUGAUGCUUCCCAAGAUCCCGUCUACACACAAGUUGUACAACUGGACCUGUCCACGGUGGUCACUUCAGUCUCGGGACCUAAACGUCCACAUGAUCGAGUUUCAGUUAGCGAAAUGCAGAAGGACUUCCAUGAGUGUCUAAUCAAUAAAGUUGGUUUUAAAGGGUUCGCAAUUCCGGCAGAUGAGCUCAAAACCGAGGGGCACUUCAGUUGGACCGAUGGAAAAACAUACUCCCUUCGCCAUGGUUCGGUUGUGAUCGCUGCAAUUACAUCUUGUACGAAUACUAGCAAUCCGUCGGUUAUGCUUGGAGCCGGUUUAUUAGCUAAGAAAGCGGUAGAGGCCGGUUUGAAGGUUGCUCCAUACAUCAAAACUUCACUUUCACCUGGAAGCGGAGUUGUCACGUACUAUCUGAAGGAGUCCGGAGUUGUACCAGCACUUGAGGAACUUGGUUUCCAUGUCGUCGGAUACGGUUGCAUGACUUGCAUUGGAAAUUCUGGUCCGCUAGACGACAAUAUCGCUAACACCAUCGAGAAGAACAACCUGGUCUGUUGUGGAGUUCUGUCCGGUAAUCGUAACUUCGAGGGUCGCAUUCAUCCAAACACACGUGCUAAUUAUUUGGCCAGUCCCUUGUUGGUCAUUGCUUAUGCCCUAGCCGGAACGGUGGACAUUGAUUUUGAGAAAGACCCAAUUGGAACAAAGGCCGAUGGCAGUAAAGUAUUUCUCCGGGAAAUUUGGCCAACGCGCCAGGAGAUUCAUGCAGUUGAGAAGCAGUUCGUUAUUCCAGCCAUGUUCCGUGAUGUUUACGCCAAAGUGGAACUGGGUGCACCUUCCUGGCAAGAUUUGAAUGCUCCAACUGGAAAACUUUAUCCAUGGGACGAAUCGUCCACCUACAUCAAACAUCCACCAUUUUUCGAGGGUAUGACGCGUGAACUACCCAAAAUCGGUAAUAUCGUCAACGCGCGUGCUCUGCUCAAUUUGGGAGAUUCCGUGACAACGGAUCACAUCUCCCCAGCUGGUUCCAUUGCUCGUAAUAGCCCUGCUGCUCGUUAUUUGUCAUCGCGAGGAUUAACCCCGCGUGAGUUCAACUCAUACGGAUCUCGACGUGGAAAUGAUGCUGUCAUGGCUCGCGGAACGUUUGCCAAUAUCCGGUUGGUUAAUAAGCUGGUUUCUAAUCCUGGCGCUCGCACGCUACAUAUUCCAAGUGGCGAAGAAAUGGACGUUUUCGAUUGUGCUGAACGGUACACACAAGAAGGUACACCAUUGAUUGCUAUCGUCGGGAAGGAUUAUGGCAGUGGCUCAAGUCGUGAUUGGGCCGCAAAGGGUCCGUACUUGCUGGGUAUCAAGGCUGUUAUUGCCGAAUCGUAUGAGCGCAUUCACCGUUCCAAUUUGGUUGGCAUGGGUAUCAUUCCACUGCAGUAUCUUGAGGGUGAGAAUGCCGAUACUAUCGGGCUUACCGGGCAAGAGUUGUUUAAUAUAGCCCUCCCGGAUAACGUGAAACCACAUGAUAAAAUCACCGUCGAAACGGACGGUGGAGUCAAGUUCCAGGUGAUCGUGCGGUUCGAUACCGAAGUGGAUCUGGAGUAUUUCCGCAACGGUGGCAUCUUGAACUACAUGAUCAGGAAGAUGAUAGCCUAGGCUGGUGCACGAGUGGUUGGGAAUAUACUUUUUAACGAACAAUUUGGGUCAUUGUAAUUUUGAGGAUAUUAUAUUGAAUAAUAAAGAUUUUUGAAUAAUUUAAGAACUGAAAAA
Topomyia yanbarensis is the source of this 3158-nucleotide messenger RNA. RefSeq names its product cytoplasmic aconitate hydratase-like. The record is from RefSeq and is a predicted model, not a curated record. Lineage: Eukaryota; Metazoa; Arthropoda; Insecta; Diptera; Culicidae. Gene Ontology annotation, biological process: citrate metabolic process; tricarboxylic acid cycle. Gene Ontology annotation, molecular function: aconitate hydratase activity; 4 iron, 4 sulfur cluster binding. Gene Ontology annotation, cellular component: cytosol; mitochondrion. The transcript has 3 exons. The coding region runs from base 339 to 3044 and encodes 901 amino acids.